UCAAGAGAUGCUUCAUCGGUAUCUAGAAUGCGGAGUACUGAUGUGUCGAGCACGUGACUAUAUACCUACGGUCGACCAUUGACACCGUCAGGUCUGCUCGGAGUCAUUUCCAACUCCGCAAGUCUGUGGGGAUUGUCGAAUGCUGAAUAAAUUUCCUAGAGCCUUGCAUCUUGCGCAGUCCUUGUAUAGGCGUUGUGUCGGACAUCCGGUCAGUUCUCAUUGCAUUGCGCCAUCAUGGCGACCCAGAUACCAGUCGACCCGACGGUCAGCUCAUCAAAUACCCUCAAGCUCGAAAAUACUCACAACCGAGAUGUCUUGAUCGCAAUUGAGAAGAAAUACCAGCAAGAAUGGCAGAAGAACAAAGUCUUCGAGUCAGAUGCUCCUACGACCUCCGAGAUCCCCUUCAAUUCAGUGCCGGCUGCGCAGAUCCGAGAUGAACACCCUAAAUUCUUUGGCACAUUCGCAUACCCUUACAUGAACGGUACCCUACACGCUGGGCACAGCUUCACUGUCAGCAAAGUCGAGUUUACGGCAGGUUUCGCUCGAUUGACCGGGAAGCGAGUCCUCUUUCCCCUCGGGUUCCACUGCACUGGCAUGCCAAUCAAAGCGUGUGCAGACAAACUGGUUUCAGACGUAAAGAAAUUUGGGAAACACUUUGAGGACUUUCAUGAAGACGAGGAGGAUGAAGAGCAGGCCAAUGGCGUAUCUAUCGCACCUACCCAAGGCGUCAACGUCAAGGACGACAUCACAAAGUUCAAAAGCAAGAAGAGCAAAGCUGCGGCGAAAACGACUAAGGCAAACUAUCAGUUUCAGACGAUGUUGGCAAUGGGUAUACCAAAAGAAGAGAUUCACAAAUUCGCCGAUGCAAAUUAUUGGCUCCAGUACUUCCCACCGUUAUGCCAACAAGAUUUGAUCGGCUUUGGAGCCAGGAUAGACUGGCGGAGGAAGUUUGUCACCACAGACGCAAAUCCAUACUACGACGCUUUUGUGAGAUGGCAGAUGAACCGGUUACAUGAGCUUAACAAGAUUCUGUACGGCAAGAGAUACACCAUCUACAGUCCCAAGGACGGUCAGCCGUGCAUGGACCACGACAGAACGAAAGGUGAAGGUGUGGGCCCAACCGAGUACACUGCGAUAAAAUUGAAGGUCAAAGAAUGGUCGCCGGAGGCUGCAAAAGAGGUCGAGUCCAAGAUCCCAAAGGACGCGAACGUCUACUUUGUGCCUGCGACCCUCCGACCAGAAACAAUGUACGGUCAAACUUGCUGCUUCGUCGGACCUAAGAUCAAGUACGGUGUCUUCAAGGUCUCAGAAAAGGAGUAUUAUGUCGUCACAAAAAGAGCAGCAUGGAACAUGGCUUUCCAGGGUACUUUCUUCGACCAAGACCACUUCCCACGAGACCAAAGUGAGUUGCAGGCUGUGGUGGAACUGCCUGGUUCUGCAUUCGUGGGUACCUUGGUCAUUGCUCCACUGUCAGUACAUACGGACGGCGUUCGAAUAUUGCCUAUGGAGACAGUUUCAGCUACUAAAGGUACUGGUGUGGUCACAUCAGUUCCUUCGGACAGUCCCGACGAUUUUGCGACUGUAAGAGAUCUGGCCAAGAAGGCGGAAUUUUAUGGCAUCAAGAAAGAAUGGGCCGAGCUCGAGAUCAUUCCGAUUAUCGACACGCCAGCAUAUGGCAACCUUGCAGCAAAAUAUCUGGUUGAGACAAAGAAGAUCCAGUCUCCGAAAGAUGCGACCUUGUUGGCUGAAGCGAAGGAUUUGGCCUACAAGGAAGGUUUCUAUAACGGUACUUUGCUGAUAGGCGAAUUCAAAGGCGAGAAAGUCGUCGAGGCAAAAGACAAGGUCCGAAAUGCGCUCAUCAAGUCUGGCGAUGCGUUCCCUUUCGCAGAUCCUUCUGCCGAAGUCAUCAGCCGAAGUGCUGACGAAUGUGUGGUUGCUUAUGUUCCUCAAUGGUUCUUAAAUUAUGGCGAGAACGACAAAGAAUGGCAACAGCGUGUGCUGGAGUAUGUCAAGGCCAAGGACGGUCUUGAGACGUAUACCCAAGAGUCGGAGAACCAGUUUGUCGCAAACCUGGAAUGGUUGAACCAGUGGGCAUGUGCAAGAACAUAUGGUCUUGGUUCAAAACUGCCCUGGGAUCCGCACUUUUUGGUCGAGAGUUUGAGCGACAGUACGAUAUACAUGUCGUACUACACCAUUGCACACUUUUUGCAUGGCGAUAUGUUCGGCAAGACUCGUGGCUCGCUCAAUGUCAGAUCGGAACAAAUGACUGACGAUGUCUGGGAUUAUGUCUUCACACGCACCAAAGAUGUCGAGACUGUGUCGAAAUCGUCAGGGAUCCCAGUCGAAGACCUCCAGACCAUGAGACGGUCAUUCGAGUACUGGUAUCCUCUCGAUAUGCGGACCUCCGGAAAAGACCUGAUCCCCAAUCACCUUACAUUCUUCUUGUACAUACAUCUCGCACUUUUCGAUCGCGAAUACUGGCCACGAUCAAUACGGUCCAAUGGACAUUUGUUGCUCAACGGAGACAAGAUGAGCAAAUCAACAGGCAACUUCCUGACUUUGAGUCAAGCAGUGAAGAAAUUUGGCGCAGACGCCACGCGGAUAGCACUUGCUGACGCCGGUGACGGCAUGGAGGACGCCAACUUUGAAGAGAAGGGCGCCAACGCCGCCAUUAUGCGGAUGUACACGCUCAAAGACUGGAUCGAGGAAACCUUGAAGGACGAGAGUCUGCGCAAGACACAGGGAGACGUUGUCUGGGACAAGCUGUUCGAGGAUGAGAUGAACCUGCUGGUCCACGAGGCGUACCAGCAUUACUCGGACACGAACUACAAGCUCGCACUAAAGUCUGCGCUCUACGAUUUCCAGUCCGCUCGUGACUUCUACCGAGAAGCAUGUGCGUCGGGUGGUACACCUAUGUCAAGGCCUUUGGUGACGCGGUACGUCGAGUUGCAGUCUUUGCUCAUCGCGACGAUCGCACCACAUUGGGCCGAACACAUGUGGCUCGAGGUGUUGGGCAAGAAAGACUCGAUCCAAAACGCGCGAUGGCCAGAAGUACCCAAGUCAGAUCCUUCAUUGACCGCAACGCGCGAGUACGUUAAGGGCACGUCCAGCAGUAUUACGUCCGCGGAGGCGCUAGCCGCCAAGAAGAUGGCCAAGGGCAAAUCCGCAGCGUUUGACCCACGCAAACCCAAGCGUAUUACCAUCUUCGUCGCGUCGAAUUUCCCGCAAUGGCAGGACAAGUACGUUGAUCUUGUGCGCGAGAUGCUCGAGAAGACGACCUUGCACGACGACAAGGAGUUGAACGGCAAGGUCGCGAAGAUGGGUAAAGGACCCGAGAUGAAGAAAGCUAUGCCGUUUGUCCAGGCUCUGAAGAAGAGGCUUGUCGUGAACAUGGAAGCUCCUGAGGCUGUGUUUGAGCGGAAACUGCCAUUCGAUGAAGUCGAGAUUGUUACGGAGAUGAGGAAAGGGCUGAUGCGGACUACUGGCUCUAAAGAUGUAAGUGUUGUGUUGGUCGGCGAGGAUAAGAGUGGGUUGCCUCCUAUGGCGGAACAGGCUGUGCCGGGGUCGCCGACUUUCUUGUUUGAGAAUAUGGAGGAAUAGAUUUGCGCAGAUCAUAUGUAGAGAUGUUCAGACGCUGGGUGGCUGGUUUGAAAAGAAAAAGAGCGAGGAUCAUGUGUUUAAGCUGAGAGGGAUAAACCUAGCUAGAUGAUAGGAUGAAAGAUCAUCUCAAAUGAGGUUAGAUGGCAAACUUAUUGUUGCUUGUACUGCUGCCCUCGAGACUCAAUAUCCAUGGUACGAAAUU
Exophiala viscosa is the source of this 3802-nucleotide messenger RNA. Its product is annotated as leucyl-tRNA synthetase. The transcript is spliced from 3 exons. Lineage: Eukaryota; Fungi; Ascomycota; Eurotiomycetes; Chaetothyriales; Herpotrichiellaceae. Gene Ontology annotation, biological process: leucyl-tRNA aminoacylation. Gene Ontology annotation, molecular function: ATP binding; leucine-tRNA ligase activity; aminoacyl-tRNA deacylase activity. The coding region runs from base 235 to 3600 and encodes 1121 amino acids. The record is from RefSeq and is a predicted model, not a curated record.